CGUAACCACGAGUGGCUCGCUCGCAUCUCCCCUUCUCCCCCCAUCCCCUCAAUAAUACCGGGCCCCCUUGUCCCCCCUCCAGUCCUUGUAUUUAUAUGGCUUCCGCAUAUCCGGCAUAUGCUCGUCCUCACGCCUACAUUCGCAUGCCUGACCGACCAUCAUACCCACCCUCUGAACAUGGCGGCGGCAGCACAAGCCCAGAGUCACGGAACGACACUCGUGUAGACAUCCCCCUCGCGCGCACACCGAGCCCAACGCCCAGCGAGGCGCGCGAACUGCAGGUCGGCGUGUUUGACUGGAAGACUAUCUCGAAGUGGAGAUUCUGGAUACGGAGAGAGUGGUUGUGGCACUAUGUGGCACUUGUUAUCAUCAUGGUUGUAUUCGCCCUCAUCACGAUCUACCACGACCAAAUCGUCGACUGGCUGAAGCCGCUUGCGGAGUACCUGCGUGACGAGAUAACCGUCGGAUGGCUUAUCCCCAUCGGCAUUCUCUUCAUCCUAUCCUUCCCACCGCUCUUUGGCCAUGAAAUCGUCGCCGUUUUGUGCGGGCUGGUCUGGGGAUUAUGGGUCGGCUUCGGCAUCGUUGCAGCUGGUACCUUCCUAGGCGAGGUCGGCAACUACUACGCAUUCAAGUACUGCUGUCGUGCCCGAGGCGAGAAGAUCGAGCGCAAUAACAUUUCCUAUGCCUGUCUCGCAAAGGUCGUCCGCGAUGGCGGUUUCAAGAUUGCGCUCAUCGCGCGCCUGAGCGCUAUUCCUGGUCACUUUACCACCGCGGUCUUCUCGACCUGUGGUAUGGGGAUCCUGGUCUUCUCCCUUGCCGCGAUCCUUUCCAUGCCGAAACAAAUGAUCACUGUCUAUCUGGGUGUGAUCCUCAAGCAGGAGUCUGAAGGGACGCAGACGAAGGAAUCGAAGAUCAUCAGCGACGUUGUCUUGGGAGUCUCGCUGGCUUUGACAUUCUUGGCGAUGUGGUACAUCUAUCAUAGAAUGGGCAAGGUAAAACCGGAGAUUAUCUACGCUCGUCGCAAGGCUAGGCAGGAGAAGAUGUUGCGCGCCGCGUCGGAUGACAGGCCGUAUAGUGUCACGCCGCCCAACAACAGUAGCGGCAGCACUAUCUCUCUCGACGACCCGAGCGGUAUACCUCUCACGAGGCCCCUCGCGCAAGGCUAUGCAGCCAAUUCAACGCCGAGCAUCCCCAUCGCCGCGCCGCAGCCAUAUCAUCAAUACGGCAACGUGAACGGCUCUGCUAUCUCUCGCGAGCGUAUCCCGACCUACAGACAAGACAGCAGUGGCGGCGCUGCCUACGACUCGUACGGUUACCGCCGGACCGGUCCGCGGGAGAGCAUGGACAACGUUGCGUGGGACAUGGGCGUGCGCAGACAAGACGCGUUCGACCCGCGCACGCGAAAUGACACUUCGGCGAACGCCUCCAUGUACACCUCGUCGAACGCGGACCUCCAUCACAGGCAUCCGACGUCGUCUGCGCGCGGCACGCCGGAGAUGGCGCAGACGCCGACGCAGCCGUUGUCAUCGCCGUACCAGGCCGGGGGCGCGUCCCUGUACUCCGCGCCAUCCCGGCGUACGGGGUCCCCCGACCAGCUAACCUCACCGUACGAGGAUCCGGCGGCCAGGCAGCGCUCCAGGUCGCGGCAACGGACGCUUGAGUCGAACUCAGAAGCGCCCGAUUCACCGUUUGCUGACCCGACGCCGUAUCGCGGAAAUGAGCUGGCGCAUGCGCAGGAGGAGGCUUACGGCGGGAGCGGGGAGUCGUACACUGGGCCGUACCCGGCGUUCCACGGUCACAACGGUCCGAGUCGUGCAGCGCGCGAGGCCGCGCGGUCCCCGCCGCCGCCCACUUACUCCUACGCUGCCGGACGAUAGUAGGCGUUUGUGCCGGUGUAGCGUAGCGUUGGUCGAGGCCGUUGCCGACGGUCGCUGGCUGGAACACCAUGUUGACAACUCCCACCACCACAGCCCAGUCUUGACCUGUAUCUCAUGCCCGUAACUUACAGUCUACAGUAUAUAUCUCGGACGGAUAAGCACCUCCGCUGCACUGACACCGCGUGUCCCCAAGUUACCAGACUCUAUUGUCUUCUACGUAUGUAUAGACGCGGCUUUUUUGGUCGUUCGUUGACGGACUUGGCUUGGAAUGAAUAGAUCGGAUUUAUCUAUGAAUGCACGCGAGUCUCCGCCUUGGGGACCAGGCCGCC
This is a messenger RNA of Schizophyllum commune H4-8, 2206 nucleotides long. RefSeq lists its product as uncharacterized. The transcript is spliced from 8 exons. The record is from RefSeq and is a predicted model, not a curated record. Bases 96 to 1877 code for a protein of 593 amino acids. NCBI's taxonomy places the organism in Eukaryota, Fungi, Basidiomycota, Agaricomycetes, Agaricales, Schizophyllaceae.